AUGCCCCCAAAUAUGGAUCGGGAGUUUGAGGACUCUGAUGUGUCUGAUAAUUCAGAUAUUGAACAGCCCGAUGUCGAUGACCGCGCCCCCAAGCGUCGCCGCCUCUCAGAGUCCUCGACCGACUCUUAUGUCGCACCUGCGCCGCUCCCCACCCUUUCCCGUAUCAGGAAGAAGGGCGAGGUAGAGGAGGAGCCCGAAGCUAAGGAGGAGGACCCGGUUCUCAUCAGUCAGGCAAUUGAGCUUGGUAAACAGAGUGGUCUGUCCACAUUUUCCACCUUGGAUGUGGCGCCUUGGCUUGUGUCCUCGUUGGCGACAAUGGCCAUUAAACGCCCGACUGCUAUUCAGAAGGCUUGUAUUCCUGAGAUCUUGAAAGGAAAGGACUGUAUUGGUGGAAGUCGCACUGGUUCCGGAAAGACCAUGGCCUUUGCAGUUCCGAUCAUGCAACAAUGGGCCCGGAAUCCAUUUGGAAUCUACGCUUUGGUUUUGACCCCAACCCGUGAGCUUGCCCUCCAGAUCCACGAACAAUUCAGAGCGGUCUCCGCACCGCAAAAUAUGAAGCCCAUCCUCGUUGUUGGAGGUAUGGACAUGCGGAAGCAGGCUAUCGAGCUUGCAAGCCGGCCGCACGUUGUCAUCGCAACACCCGGCCGACUGGCAGAUCACAUCAAGACGUCCGGAGAAGAUACCGUAGCUGGUCUUCGCCGCGUCAAAAUGGUUGUUCUCGAUGAAGCCGAUCGCCUGCUAGCCAGCGGGCCCGGAAGCAUGCUGCCAGACGUGGAAACCUGUCUCGGCGCACUUCCCCCAUCCUCCGAGCGUCAAACAUUGCUCUUCACAGCUACAAUGACAGCCGAAGUACGGGCCCUGAAGUCCAUGCCGACAGCAGGCAACAAGCCACCCAUUUUCAUGACCGAGAUCGGCACCGAAAACCAAGGCAAGAUCCCGCCAACCCUCAAGCAGACAUACCUCAAGGUUCCCAUGACGCACCGCGAGGCCUUCUUGCACGCUCUGCUCUCCACCGAAGAAAACAUCACCAAGCCCGUCAUCGUCUUCUGCAACCACACCAAAACCUGCGAUCUGCUCGAACGCACCCUCCGCCGCCUCGGCCACCGCAUCACCUCCCUUCACAGUAUCCUCCCGCAAUCCGAGCGCACAGCCAACCUGGCCCGUUUCCGAGCCACCGCUGCCCGUAUCUUGGUCGCUACAGAUGUUGCGUCGCGUGGUCUCGAUAUUCCUUCCGUGGAGCUGGUCAUUAACUUCGAUGUGCCGCGCAACCCGGAUGACUAUGUGCACCGUGUUGGUCGUACUGCCCGUGCCGGCCGGAAGGGUGAAGCUACUACACUUGUCGGACAGCGUGAUGUUGAGCUCGUGCUUGCCAUUGAGCAGCGUGUUGGUAGGGAGAUGGAGGAGUUCGAACAGGAAGGUGUCAAUAUCGAGAGCCGUGUUGUCAGAACAGGUCUGCUCAAGGAGGUUGGUUCUGCGAAGCGUGAGGCUGCAGGUGAGAUUGAGGAGGGCCGUGAUAUCCUCGGACGCAAGCGCAAUAAGCUGAAGAAGGUCCGGUGA
This is a messenger RNA of Penicillium paradoxum, 1557 nucleotides long. RefSeq names its product ATP-dependent RNA helicase DBP8 (gene dbp8). The coding region runs from base 1 to 1557 and encodes 518 amino acids. Lineage: Eukaryota; Fungi; Ascomycota; Eurotiomycetes; Eurotiales; Aspergillaceae. The record is from RefSeq and is a predicted model, not a curated record. The transcript has 2 exons. Gene Ontology annotation, molecular function: nucleic acid binding; RNA helicase activity; ATP binding.